This is a messenger RNA of Funneliformis mosseae, 1116 nucleotides long. NCBI's taxonomy places the organism in Eukaryota, Fungi, Glomeromycota, Glomeromycetes, Glomerales, Glomeraceae. The record is from the annotation of a GenBank genome assembly.
AUGCAAAAUCAAGGUUAUAGUAGUCUACCACCUCCUAUUCCUAUUCGACCGGGAGAGACAACAUACGGGAGUUGUAUGGAAAAUCAUUGCGACUGUUCUUCCAUCGUUCAUAAUGAAACGGAUCCAGAAAGAUGCUUGAAUUGUAACCACGAUAAAGUAAUGCACACAAAUUUGCAAAUUGAGAAAUUAUCAUUAAAUGAUAACAUAAAUCACAUGAAUUACGGGCGUUGUACGGAUUUUAAUUGCGACUGCCUAGACAUGAUCCCGGAUGAACACAAUCCUUUAAUCUGCUGUCGAUGUAAUCAUGAUCACUUAAAACAUGCAAUUUUACCAUCAAAUGAUAAUGGAAACCAAUUACGAUACGGGAAAUGUAUGGCUUGCGAUUGCAUUUGCAUGAUUUUGAAUGAUCGCGAUCCAACGAAAUGCUUUAUUUGUACACAUGAUCGCGAAAUUCACUUAAAUUAUGAUAAUCAAACGGAUUGCAACAUUAACAUGUAUAGUCUACCUCCGUUACCUCCUCAAGUUCGAGAACAACCACCGCCAAAUACCAUAUGGUUUUAUAAUAGAUAUGAUCCAUAUUAUGAAUUCACAAAUUUCCAACAAGGAUUUCCAAUAAAAGCAAUAAUUCCAUUUCCUCAAUCAGCAGCGCUAGAACUUAAACGUUGGCCAACAAGUGAACAUCUUUUUCAGGCGGCAAAAUUUCAACAUUAUAAAGAAAUUGCUGAUAGAAUACGCCAAUGUGCUACAGCUAGAGAUGCAUUAAAUUUGGCACGAUUAUAUCAAGCUUAUACGGAUCCAAAUUGGCAAUCAAUAAAUGUCAAAGUAAUGGAAUGGGUUGUAAGAUGUAAAUUUGAACAACAUCGUUUCCUUGCAAGGCGUUUAUUGGAAACGGGAGAUAAACGAUUGGUAGAACACACAGAAGUUGAUAAAUUUUGGGGUGAUGGCGGUGAUGGAUCAGGAAAGAACAUGCUUGGAGAGAUUUUAAUGCGCGUUAGACAACAUUUAAAAGAUACUCAAUCAUAUCACGAGAAUAAUGGUUAUAAUCCAUCGAUAGAAAAUAAUCUAAUAUAUCCUAUGUCAUAUCAAUAUGCAUUACCAUCAUCACAAGUUGAUUAA